Molecule: messenger RNA, 2101 nt
Organism: Magnolia sinica
Lineage: Eukaryota; Viridiplantae; Streptophyta; Magnoliopsida; Magnoliales; Magnoliaceae
Exons: 10
Coding region: 328-771 (147 amino acids)
Biological process (GO): maturation of SSU-rRNA
Cellular component (GO): nucleus; cytosol; preribosome, small subunit precursor
Molecular function (GO): protein kinase activity
Source: RefSeq, a predicted model, not a curated record
GACCACUAGCCAACUUUAAUAGCCAAACCGUAUCCGAGCAUCUACCAUUUUCCAUGGUGUUGUACACCUAAUAUUUAGAUGUGGAUCAUUUUUGGGAUCAAAGCCUAAAAUGAACUUGAGAAAUAAAUGGACGGUGUGGAUUAACAAAUACAUCAUGGUCGGGCCCACGGAGGACCGAUCACUUGGCCAGUGGCAGUCGUCGCAAGCCAAACCCGCUUCUUCCCAAAAGACCAAACCAUGUCCCUCCCCCCGAAAAGCAAACCGCGUCCCUCUCUAUCGAUCGGAUUCUGUAUCUUUCCUAGAUUCAUUGCCGGCCGCAAGCUCUAGAUGUCCUCCAUCCAAGUGCACUUGAACGGAUUUCCAAAGGCAGAUUGGAGUCCUCCUGCAAGAGGAUCGAGACUCCGGAUCUGGAUUCGGUUUUCCGAUCUAAAAUUUUGUUGGUUAUUGGCCUUCGAUGCUGGGUCCACCAGAAGAACCGUUCCAAUCACUGAGGCGUGUCCCACAUAUGGUGGAGGAUUAGAAGCCCACGUAAGUGCUCAAUUGGUUGCUGUACCAAAGGAGCAUGCUGCCUAUGGCAAAAUCACAGAAUCAAAGAUGAGCUACUGCUGUCUGGCUGGUGAACUGCAGCAGUUUUUUGUUCAUAGCGUACAGGUGAAGCAAUUGGAAAACCCAGACACUGUUUUUGACGCAAUUGUUGGUCUUGUUGUUUGUUUUGCAGAACAUGGUCUCAUACACUGUGACUUCAAUGAAUUUAACAUUAUGGUACUUUGAUCGUGAUGUUGAAUGCAUUUACAAGUUCAGUAAAAGAAAGGGAGAAAGAAGGUCGAAGGACUAGUGAAUGCAGAUCGCAAGAAUACAGUCACUUCUUGUUUUGUUUCUCCUUACCCUUUAUUCCCAUUCUUGAACAUUAUGUUGUCGAAGCCCAUCGUUCAAACACUAUCAUGUCUUGAUUCUCUCUAGAAUCUUAUUUGAAAAAAAUAAACUAUCAGCGAUCUAAGCUAAUGUUUAGCAACUUUGAGAGUGCCAGUCAGGCACCCAAAUCCAGCACAUUAUCAAUAGUUCUAUAGGUUGUACCGGCAUGGGCUUCCAGGUGCAUUAUAUGAUUAUUCUACAUUUUCUGUGUGUAAUUAUAAAUUUCAUAAUGAUUACUUUGUGUAACUGGCGGCAUGAUGACGUUUGUGUAGUUACUACUUGCAUAUAUCUAGUAAAAUUUUCCAGUUCUAAUCCGAGUCUAAUGGAUUAUCAUUGAAAUCAAUUAUGCUUAUAGCAUAUGAAAUUGGUUGGAAUGGUAAGUUAUUUGACAGUGUGAUUUUGUUUGUUCAGAACUGUGUAUAGUGGUAUAUGGUAUGUUUAAUUGGGAGCUUUGGAUCUAGUUGAAUCUUACUAAUGUCACAGUUUCUUCAAUGUGUUUAUUAUCAUAUUUCUUCCGUAUGCUAAAUGGUUUUGGACUUAUUUUAUUAGCUUUUGACUGGAGUACCCUAUCCGAAACAGUCAGGUAAUUAACACAAUACUGAAACGAAUUCGAAAAAGAUUGGUGGCAUGGCCUCCUCGGCUGCUGCUGCUGCUAAUUCAUCACGUAAUGGAAAAGGCAUGGUUCCCCUGUAUGGACAUUACUCUGGAGGCUCUGACUUCGGCAACAACAGCCCCAAGAUUGAUCAGCUGAUUCAAGAAGUGACACAUCAUAGCAUAGAUGGUGCAUGGGAGGUCUGUGGCAAGAAAUCUAAGAACUGAACUGGGAAUGGUGCUGAGAAACAGAGGGGAGCCUCAACUGCUGCCCCAAAAGCCUGGGGGCAUCCAGAAAUGUCUCAAAAGUCGUCCAUGUCUGAUAAUGGUCAAACAGGAUGGGCUUCUGAAAUUAAUUGGCGACACAGACAGUUGAUUCUAAGAGACAAGCUGGCAGAGUAAAUGCAAAGCCAGUGUAAUCUACUAGUUGGUGGAUCUGGAAAAUGUCUCCGUGGAUCUUUUUCCCGCAUAGUUGACCUUGAAGCAGCUGUCUGUCUUUGCACUGCCAUUAAAGCCAAUAUCUUGGGCAUAAACCUCAAUGUCCCAGUCUCCCUAACCUUGCUAUUGAACACUUGUGGGAAGAAGUGCCCAUCUGGUA